AUGGACACGUGGAUGCUCCUAGGUAUUGAAAGUGGUAGUAGUGUCGUUGGUACUGAUGGUGGUUGUUAUGGCAGUAGUAGCACUGACAAUGACUAUGGUGACGUUGGUGGUGAUGACGACGGUGAUGGUGGAGGUGAAGGCGGCGGUGAUGAUGGUCUGGUGGCAGAGAUGAAGGCGACGGUGGUAAAAAAAGCAGCACUGCGUUUUGAAAAUUUGAGUGAUUUUGAACCUCAUGUGACAUUGUAUUUCAGUUAUAAUUCUACGAAGAAAAAAUUGUAUUUAGACGUAAUUUACUUUAAUUCAUUUAAACUGGAGAGAUGUGUCUAUAAGCACAAGAAACACGUACGUAUAGGUAGCAAAAAUGAAAUCAACGACAUCGAAACAGUUGUGAUUUUAUCAGCACCUUCUUGCAAAAAGGAAUGUGACAUAGAGAGGUACGACGGAUUUUAUGGUUCUGCCGUCGCCGGCGACCAGAUAAACGCCGAUAUCACCAUCGGUUUCACCGAGGCAGAAAGAAAUGGUCUGUUGGCACUCAAAUCUCGUUUUCACAACCCUUUUCUCGACGCCGGAUGGCAAAGCUUCAAUUGCCUCCAAUGGUAUGGUGUCAACUGCAGUGGCGGUGGAGUCGUCGGUGUAACCCUCGAGAAUCUCGGCAUCACCGGCGAAAUCGUCGCUGAUUCGCUUCUCAAUCUCACCUCGUUGUCGGUUUUGAGCUUCAAGAACAAUUCGAUAUUUGGGCAGAUGAUGGACUUCUCGAAGAACCCGAAUUUGGCACGGCUUGAUUUGUCGAGCAACAACUUUGACGGGUCGAUUUCGCCUUCGCUCGUCAACCUGGUUUUGCUGGAGUCGUUGCAGCUCCAGCAGAAUAGGUUGACGGGUUCUAUUCCCUGGUUCGAUCAGUCUAGCUUGAAACAAUUGAACGUAUCGAACAAUAACCUCUCAGGACCGAUACCGAAUACCAAAACGCUUGAAUCAUUUGGUCCUUCAUCGUAUGAUCAUAAUCAGUGGUUGUGUGGGCCACCCUCUCCUAGAGUGUGUGGCCCCACAACAUCGGAUGAUGAUCAUAGUUCUGGAUCAAACAAGUCUACUCUUUUGAUUAUCGUUAACGUUAUAGGUGUAUUCAUUAUCGUUAUUCUGUUAGUGUUGUUCUACAAAAAGAAACAAAAACUUGACCGAAAGAGAAUGGAGAACAAGAACACCAUGGUUGAGGAGGACGCGGAAAAGGCGAGUAAGGUGAUGAUUGACGAUCACCACGAAAAUGUACCGAAACCAGACAAAGGAAACCUUGUUUUUGUGGACGGCGACCCCGAGUUCGAGCUAGGGGACCUUAUGAAAGCUUCCGCCGAGAGUCUAGGCAAAGGGAAUUUCGGGAACACGUACAGGGCUAGGUUGGAAGACGGAAGAAACGUGAUCGUGAAACGGCUAAGGGAUUUGAAGCCGUUGAGUAGCGAUGAAUUCGUAACUCAAAUGAAUGCGAUCGCGGCCCAGAAACACCCGAAUCUGACGCUGCUUCUUGCGUACUAUUACUCCAAACACGAGAAAUUGUUGGUGCAUAAGUUUGUGACAAACGGGAACCUUUUCGAUCACCUUCACGGAGGAAGAGGGACGAACGAUCGAGUUCCGUUUCGAUGGAACGCAAGGUUAACCAUUGCACGCGGAGUGGCUCGAGCCAUGGAGUACUUACACACGAACCCUAAUUUACAAACCCUAGUUCCCCAUGGCAAUCUAAAAUCAUCCAAUGUACUCAUUGAUGAGAAUAAUAAUGCUCUCAUUUCGGGCUACGGUCUUACGGGGAUCAUCUCCAACACGAUAUCCGCUCAACAAAUGGUUGCCUUCAAAUCUCCCGAGUUCGUGACCUCCAAAAGGAUCUCAAAGAAGUCCGACGUAUGGAGCUAUGGAACCCUAGUAAUGGAGCUCUUGACCGGGAGACUUGGCGUUCACUCGGCUCCGCAGGAUGACAAAGCCGUGGAUCUAUGUAGUUGGGUCCACCGUGCGGUUCGUGAAGAAUGGACCGCGGAGAUCUUCGAUUUGGAAAUCAUGGUGCAAAGGAGCGCAAUCCAUGGGAUGUUGAAACUGCUACAACUAGCGGUGCGUUGUUGCGACAAAGCACCAGAAAAACGACCCGAGAUGAGCGAGGUAGCACGUGACGUGGAGAGCAUUAAGGUUGGUAAUGUCGAUUCAGAGAGCGAAGAAGAUUUAUCCGUUGAUCGUUCAUUGACAGAUGAUUCCAUGUCCGCGACCUCGUCAAGGUGAUCUUAUUAUGAUGCUAGAAAAUCUGUACAAAGAUUUCUGGACCUUCAUCUUACGCCGUUUAUGCAGUUAUGAAAGUGCAUAAACGACUUAGGUGAUGUAGGGCCAAGGGGAUUCGAGAAUGCAUAGUACAAAGUGGUCAAUUUGGUUAUUAGGAAACGAGAAUAAAUCU
Molecule: messenger RNA, 2422 nt
Organism: Cynara cardunculus var. scolymus (artichoke)
Lineage: Eukaryota; Viridiplantae; Streptophyta; Magnoliopsida; Asterales; Asteraceae
Product: probable leucine-rich repeat receptor-like protein kinase At1g68400
Exons: 5
Coding region: 1-2253 (750 amino acids)
Biological process (GO): protein phosphorylation
Molecular function (GO): protein kinase activity; protein binding; ATP binding
Source: RefSeq, a predicted model, not a curated record